Trichomycterus rosablanca is the source of this 2201-nucleotide messenger RNA. RefSeq names its product histone-lysine N-methyltransferase PRDM9-like. Gene Ontology annotation, biological process: regulation of gene expression. The transcript is spliced from 7 exons. Gene Ontology annotation, cellular component: nucleus. Lineage: Eukaryota; Metazoa; Chordata; Actinopteri; Siluriformes; Trichomycteridae. The coding region runs from base 171 to 1610 and encodes 479 amino acids. Gene Ontology annotation, molecular function: histone methyltransferase activity; protein binding. The record is from RefSeq and is a predicted model, not a curated record.
UCUCAUUUUACAGUAGCCGCUGGAUCUGAUCAAUGAACUUCCACUAAAAUAUGGUUCUUGUGGUUGGGUUUGAGCUGUUAAACUCCAUUCUGCUUUAAACACACAAAAUCUGUUCCCCCAGGGUGGUCCUGCCAGGAGAACUAAGUUCCAGUUGCUUUAAGCAAGCAGUCAUGGAGCUGAACAGCAGUGAUUCUGGAAGUGACCCACACAAUAUUCUAAAGGUUAUCUGCAUUAAAGAGGAAGAACCUGAAGAUGAUGAUUACCUCUACUGUGAGGAGUGCAAAUCCACUUUCUUCAACAAGUGUGAGGUUCAUGGUCCACCUCGCUUCAUUCCUGAUACUCCUGUUCCCAUUGGGGUUGUCAACCGAGCAAGACUGACGCUUCCGGAUAGUCUAGAGGUUCGGCAGUCCGGUAUUCCUAAUGCAGGCUUGGGGGUGUUUAAUAAGGGGGACUCUGUUCCUCUGGGUGUGUACUUUGGACCCUAUCAGGGAGAAAUGGUAGACCAAGAGGAAGCCAUAAACAGUGGAUACUCAUGGGUGAUCUGCACCAGUGGACAGUGUGAGGUUUACAUAGAUGCCAAGAAAGAGACUCAUGCUAACUGGAUGAGGUAUGUGAACUGUGCUCGUAAUGAUGAUGAGAACAAUCUAGUGGCAUUUCAGUACCAAGGUGAGAUCCUCUACCGUUGCUGUCGACCCAUCAAACCAGGACAGGAGCUCUUGGUCUGGUUUGACGAGGCAUACUCUAAAGAUCUCGGCAUCACGUUUGACUACCUUUGGAACAAAAAGUGCUCAGCAAACGAAAGUACCCCAUUAACCCAGCAAGUCUUCUCCUGCUCCCAGUGCACACUUUCCUUUACAUCUGAAAUUUACCUUCACAAACACAUUGCGAGACGCCACCACGAGGAAUAUAUGAGGCUGCUAACCCUAGGAGUGAUCAAAAGCUCCACUAGCAGACCAAUAGAAGAUGAAAUUCACCAGUGCCCUGAGUGUGGCAAAAGUUUUAGUCAAAGGAGUGCUCUCAAAACACACCAGCGCAUUCACACAGGAAACAAGCCCUACAAGUGCACACAGUGUGGGGUUUGCUAUGCCAAACCAAGUCAUCUGGAACGACACCUCCGUAGCCAUACAGGAGAAAAACCCUAUCAGUGUUCAGAAUGUGGCAAGUGCUUUACACAACAAAGUAAUCUGCAACGACACCAGCGCGUUCAUACAGGAGAGAAACCCUAUCACUGCUCAGAAUGUGGGAAGACCUUUUCACGACACAGUCACCUCCAAACUCACCAGCGCAUUCACACUGGAGAAAAGCCGUACCAGUGCUCACAAUGUGAGAAAAGCUUUUCUCACCAGAUUACUCUUCAGCUGCAUGAGCGCAUUCACUCAGGAGAGAAACCCCAUCAGUGUUUGUACUGUGAGAAGAGUUUUACUCACCACAGCAAUCUCCAAUCUCACAUCCGCGUUCAUACUGGAGAGAAGCCGUACCAGUGUUCACAGUGUGGAAGGUGUUUUUCACAACAAAGUAAUCUCAAAAUGCACCAGCGCACUCAUACAGGAGGGUGGCCUACAGAUGACACGUGGCUCCAAGCUACUCCUUAUAACGAUGCUGGUUUCUGAGCUUCCUUCAAGUCAGAGGGAUCCAUUCUUAUCCACAGAAGGCCAUUGUGGCUGUAGAUUUUCAUACCAGCCAGGCAGCUGUUAAGGCAUUUAAAAAACAAGGUCAAAUCAUUACACAUUUGUAGUUUGCUUGGUUGGUAAUAAAAAGUAAAGCCAGAUUGGCCCCUUUCAAAUGAGUAGCGAUGGUAGAAACAAGGCUUUUCGAAGCUCUUAUUCAGAUAAACCAAAACAUGGACAUUGCCUGGUUCUGUUUCAAUACUUUCCGUUGUUGUGUAACACUUUUAUAAAGAAUACAAUCAAAAAAGUCGACCAAUCAGACCACUGAUCACUCAUGACCCAUUUCAAUCAGUGUAGUAGCAUGAAACUAAUGCAGUGUCACACAUUUAAGAUUGACCAUGCAUUCCAGUUUGCUUUCGGACUCAGUGUUUUCCCCCACUGACAGACCACCAAACAUUCAAACGUUUUCAAACAAUAUGAGGUGACAAGUCCUGCUUUAAGGAAAUGACUGUAUUUGCCACUUUGAACUGAAUCUCAAAGCUCUUUUUUGUAUUUGUUGUGUUGCAAAUAUUUUAAAGCCUUAUAAGUUACUGU